Molecule: messenger RNA, 538 nt
Organism: Glossina fuscipes
Lineage: Eukaryota; Metazoa; Arthropoda; Insecta; Diptera; Glossinidae
Product: male accessory gland serine protease inhibitor-like
Exons: 2
Coding region: 158-415 (85 amino acids)
Molecular function (GO): serine-type endopeptidase inhibitor activity
Source: RefSeq, a predicted model, not a curated record
GGUGUUAUUAGAAGCUUUUCUCCCGAUUGCGAAUCGCGAUCUCCGCUUAAUGUUUUCAAAAGUCAUGCAUUCCUGAACUGAACGAAUCAGUUCGCAAUUAGACUUUGCUGAUAGUGUUACUAAAAAAAAAAAGAAAUAAAAGAUAUUGUGCUGAAAGAUGAAACUAUUUAAAGCUUUGCUUGUAGUUAUUGCGGCCCUUAUCUCGCUGACCAGUGUAGCUGCAUUUAAAGAUGCUAUUUGCGCUUUACCUGGUGGCGCUAAUGGCGAUGGAAAGAUAGCAUGCCUUGCCUACAUUCCAUCUUGGUCUUAUCGAGCGGGCUCCAAUGAAUGCGUCCAAUUCAUAUAUAGCGGUUGUGGCGGCAACGAAAAUCGUUUUUCAACACAGUAUGAAUGCGAAAAUAAAUGUAAAGAGUAAUUAAAUAAAAAAUUAUUGCCUUCAAUUGCUUCUACUUUUAAAAAAAUUUUAUUUUAAACUACGUAAAUACAUAGGUGUAAACUAAAAUUGUUUAUUAGCUAAAUAUAUAAUAUAAUUAUGAGC